ACCUUCACCUUCACCCUCACUUUUACAUCUCCUUUCUGUAUUUCCUAACAGAUCCAUCUCUCAAGAUCCUUAAAUUUUUAGUAUUGGAAAAAGAUGUUGGUUGUUUGGAAAAUGGUGUUCUACACAAAGUAAACAAAUGAGCAAUGUCAUUUGUAGUUGGACUUCAUGUUUGUAGAUUUGUACCAAGCGGGUGCACAAAGACAUGUAAUAGUUGCUUUUGUGCGAGCAUCCCAGAAACAUGACAUCCACAAUUCCGACGCUUACACGCUUACAAAUCCCCCUUGAAGAGGUUGUAAAGGCCACCAACAACUUUGAUGAAGAAUAUGUCAUCGGAGGUGGUGGUUUCGGGAAGGUUUAUAGAGGACAACUCUCGGUGUCCGGGGAGAUGGUAAAUAUUGCUGCUCGCAGAUUAGAUCCAAAGCAUAGAGGCGGAGGGGUUGAGUUCUGGACCGAGAUUUCAGUGCUUUCUAGCCUCAAGCAUGAGAACAUGUUAUCUCUGGUUGGGUUUUGUGACGAGAAUGGUGAGAAGAUCAUUAUAAACAAGGAUGAGGCCACCAAGGGAAGUCUCUCCAUGUAUCUUAGCGACCCAACAACCCUCACCUGGAUUCAAAGAUUGAAAAUAUGUCUUGGCGUUGCGCGUGCGUUGAGAUACAUCCAAAAUAGUGAGGGGCGAGGUUUUAGUGUCAUACACCGUAACAUCAAUAGCUACACAAUCUUAUUAGAUGCUAAAUUUGAAGCCAAGUUAUCUGGUUUUGAAUAUUCUAUCAAACAAUCAGUAGAUCGAUCGGAGCGGGUUGUCCUUUUAGAAGCUAUUGGCACAAAAGGAUAUAUGGACCCAUCGAUUGUAAAGACGGGAGGUGUAAGUCACAAGUCCGACAUCUACUCAUUUGGAGUGGUUUUAUGUGAAAUAUUAUGCGCGAGGAAAGCUUUUAUUCCAGAUGCAGAUGCAGAUAAUAGAUUUUUAGCUCCAUUGUUCAGAAGUCAUUAUGAAAAUGGAUCACUGAAUGAUAUAAUCCAUCCGGAUUUGCGGCUUCAAAUGAGCCGACAAUCACUCUCCAGGCUCUCCACAACAGCAUAUUCUUGCUUAAAGCAGGACAGGGUACAACGUCCAAAAAUAAACGAUAUUGUCAUUGAACUUGAGAAAGUUUUUGAACUUCAGCAGCCACCUGAAAAUUUGAUAAAAAAGUUGGAGCACUUGAGGAUUCCCAUGCGUGAUAUAAUGUUGGCUACCGAUAACUUUUCUGAGGCAUACCACAUGGGGCAUGAGGAUUUCGUUGACUUAUACAUAGCAGAACUCGAGCAUAUUGAUAAAGGAAAUCCUUCCAUCAUAGAAGGGAUGAAUAAAAGUGAACUACCCAGGAGACGCAGCAAAGUCCUUAUAAAACGCAUCUUCCCAAAGGAAGACUAUGAGAUAGGAGAAGAAAUGUUCUAUACGGAAAUUAAAAUGCUUGACACUUGCAAGCAUCCAAACAUAGUCGAACUACUUGGAUUCUCUGAUGAAGGUUCUGAGAUGAUCAUUGUCGUUGAGCUUCUUUCCAGGGGAUUACUUGUAAGGUAUUGGAUGAUGUCCGGCAUGAGUCAAGUUCUUACUUGGGCAAAACGAUUGAAAAUCUGCCUCGAUGUUGCAAAAGCACUAAAUUAUCUUCAUACUGAGAUGGAGGACCAAAAGAGGAUAAUACACCGUGAUAUUAAGAGCGUCAACAUUGCAUUGGACGAGAAUUGGGGGCCAAAAAUUAUUGACUUUCGGCGCUCGGUAUUCCUCCCUCCAAAUCAAGAUGACGAUGCUCUCAUUCACACUACUCUUUUUGGCACUCGAAAUUACAUGGAUCCAGAAUAUAGGGACACUGGUAAGCUGAAAAGAGAAUCAGAUGUAUAUAAUUUUGGAGUAGUUUUGUUUGAAGCCCUAUGUGGGAGGUCAGCCUAUGACCCGAUAUACCUGAAGGACGGAGAGCAAGGGCUGGCGAUUAUGGCACGACGAUGCUUCCAAGAUGGAACACUACUGACGGAAAUGAUAGAUCCAAUAUUAAAUAAGAAGGAAAGAUGUGAAGACAACUUUAUUCAAAAAGGACCCAACAAAUAUUCUUUGGAGAGAUUUGUAAAAAUUGCACACGAAUGCAUUGCCAAAACACAAAACCGACGUCCAACAAUGAAAGUGGUCAUCCGGGAGCUUCAAAAAGCCUUAUUCUUUGAGGAGGAGGCGCAUUUAGAUACAGUGAAUAAUGCGGAUGAAGUUGAGGAAUUGUCGGAACUUAAUUUGACACAUGAAGAUUCUGAUAAGGCACAAUGGCCAGGGAUGGUUCAAGAUGUCGUUGGAAUUAAGAUAUCUAUGGAUCUUAAGUUGAAAAAUGGAUUGAAACUUGAAAAUUUGGUAAAAAAAUUGGAGCACUUGAAGAUUCCCCUCUGUGAUAUAAUGUUGGCUACCCAUAAUUUUUCCAAGGGAUACAUAACAGGAGGUGACGAGUACUAUUACUUAUACACAGUAAAACUCGAACAUUUUGAUACAGAAAUUCCUUCCAUCAAAAAAGGAAAGAAUAAAAGUGAUAUGUACAGGACACGCAACACAGUAGUUAUAAAACGGUACCUCCCAAGAGAAUACGACACAGCAGAAGCAAUAUUUUUUACAGAAUUUAAAAUUCUUGACGCUUGCAAGCAUCCAAGCAUAGUCAAAAUUCUUGGAUUUUGUGUUGAAGAUUCUGAGAUGAUCCUUGUCAUUGAGCAUCUACCUAAUGGAUACCUUGAAGAUUAUUGGAAAAAUCCCGAUAUGAGGCCUUAUCUUAGUUGGGAAAAACGUUUGAAAAUUUGUCUCGAUGUUGCAAAUGCAUUGAAUUACCUCCAUACUGAGAUGGAGGACCAAAUCACGAUAAUACACCGUGAUAUCAAGAGCUACUACAUUGCGUUGGGCAAGAAUUGGGGGGCAAAGAUUGUUGACUUUCAGAUGUCGCUAUUCAUGAAUCAAGAUGACGACACUCUUUAUCACAAUUAUUAUGUUGGGACUCGAGAGUAUAUAGAUCCAGAAUAUAGGACGACUGGUAAGUUGAAAAGAGAAUCAGAUGUAUAUGGUUUUGGAGUAGUUUUAUUUGAAGUCUUAUGUGGGAGGUUAGCCUAUGACCCAAAAUACCUUCAGGAGAGUGAGGACGGGCUCGCGUUUGUGGCAAGACGAUGCUUCCAAGAGGGAACAGUAAUGGACAUGAUAGAUCCUAUAUUAAAGAAAGAAAGUAGUGAAAACUCCUUUAGCCUAAAUAGAGGACCCAACAAAGAUUCUUUGGAGAUAUUUGUAAACAUUGCACACGAGUCCAUAGCGGAAAACCAAGACCAACGUCCAACAAUGAAAGUGGUUAUUGAGGAGCUUCAAAAAGCGUUAUUCUGUCAGGAGGAGAAGCACUUAGAUGUUGCCGAUGAAGUUGAGGAAUCAAUGGAACUUAAGUUGACACGUGAAAAUUCUAUAAAAAAUUUGGAGAUCUCGAAGAUUCCCCUCAGUUAUAUAGUGUUGGCCACCGAACGCUUUUCGAUGGCAUACAGAAUAAAGCCUACCUCGUACAAAUACUUAGAAUUUUACAGAGCAGAAGUCAAGCAUUUUGAUACACAAAAUCCUUCCAUCAAAGAAGAAGAUAAUAUAAGUGAUAUGUGCAGGACAGUAGUUAUCAAACGCUUCUGCCCAAGAAAUCACAUAGAAAAAGAAAUGUUCUACACAGAAAUUAAAGUGCUUGCCAUUUGCAAGCAUCCAAGGAUAAUCAAACUACUUGGAUAUUGUGUUGAAGGUUCCGAGAUGAUCAUUGUCGUUGAAAAUCUUUCUAAUGGAAACCUUUAUGAUUAUUGGAAAAACACCGGCUUGAGGCAUACUCUUACUUGGGAAAAACGUUUGAAAAUCUGUCUCGAUGUUGCAAAUGCAUUGAAUUACCUUCAUACUGAGAUGGAGGACCAAAAGACGAUAAUACACCGUGGUAUUAUGAGCUACAACAUUGAAUUGGACGAGAAUUGGGGGGCAAAACUUAUUGGCUUUCAUGAGUCAGUAUUCCUACCUCCGAAUCAAGACACACUCUAUGACAGUUUUCGUUCGGGUGUUCGUCGCUACUGGGAUCCAGAAUAUUGGGAGACUCGUAAGUUGAAAAGAGAGUCUGAUGUGUAUAGUUUUGGUGUAGUUUUGUUUGAAGUCCUAUGUGGGAGGUUAGCUUAUGACCCAAUAUACACAAAAGAGAGUGACGAUUUUGGGCUGGCGUUUGUGGCACGACGAUGCUUCCGAGAGGGAACACUAACAGAAAUCAUAGAUCCUAUAUUAAAGGAACAAAGGGGUAAGAACAGCUUUAUUCUAAAUAGAGGACCAAACAAAGAUUCUUUGGAGAAAUUUGUAAAAAUUGCACACCGGUGCAUAGCAACAACUCAAGACAAACGCCCAACAAUGAAAGUGGUCAUCCAGGAGCUUCAGGAUGCCUUAUUCUUUCAAGAAAACAACAAGGACGAACCUAUAAUUUCACUUGAAGUCAUAAGAUUGGCCACACGAAACUUCCAUCAUGAUAAUUGCAUUGGCGGAGGAGGAUUUGGGAAAGUUUUUAAAGGAGAAGUUCCACAAGGUGAUGGAUUCAAUACUAUUGUUGCGAAGCGACUGGAUACAAGGCUUGGUCAAGGAGCACAACAGUUUAGGAAUGAGAUCCAAAUUCUUUUUGAGUAUAAACAUGAGAAUAUCAUCUCUCUUGUGGGAUAUUGUGAUGAAAAGAAUGAACAAAUCAUUGUUUACGAGUAUGCGUCUCAAGGCAGUCUUGACAGGUAUCUGAAGGAUGCUCGUCUUACAUGGAUGAAACGGCUUAAUAUAUGUAUUGAUGUUGCAACUGCCCUGGCUUUCCUCCAUGGAGGAGCUGGGAAACAAGCUAUAGUGAUACACAGGGACAUCAAAACUGGUAACAUUCUACUAAAUGAUGAGUGGGACGCAAAACUUGCUGAUUUUGGGCUUUCCUUGAUAAGUCCAAUUAAUCAGGAAACAGACUAUGUCGUCGAUCAUGUGUGUGGCACUCGAGGGUACUUGGACCCCCUUUACUUAAAAUCGGGUUUCUUAACUAAAGAAUCAGAUAUUUAUUCAUUUGGGGUGGUUUUGUUUGAGAUCUUAUGUGGGAGAUCAACAUUUGAGAUCCAUAAAGAUAAAGGUAUGUAUCUACCAGGUUUCAUCAAAGAGAGCUUUAAGAAGGGAAAAGGGAAACAUGAUGACUUGGUAUUUGAGGCGCUAAAAGAACAGAUCGUGCCAAAAGCAUUGACUGCAUUUCAAACGAUUGCCUACCAGUGCUUACACGAUGAUAGAGAAAAACGGCCAACAGCAAAAGAAGUUCUACAACAACUCAAGGAGGCUCGGGAAUUCCAAAGACAAGCUAUGAGAGAUCAUGAUGAAGCCUUACAAAAACUUAAUGGAACAGAGAUUAGUACCAAACCUAUUGCUUUGGCAGUCAAUGAAGAACCUGACCUGCACACUAAUAUACUCAUUGAUGACCUUGACGAACAUGUAGAAGUUAAACAUGACCUUGUUGGAUUUCGUGGUUGUUUUGAGGCUAUUAUACAGUUUUUUUUCCAGCUGUUUAAUGGCUCUUAUGAUGCUCAUCGGGGUGUAGUUGGCUAUGUUACUACUUGUUCCUUCGGUUUUCCGGUGAUCCUUUUUUGGGGUUUCCGGUUUUCCGAUGUGCUUCCUGUUGCUUCUUCCUGUGCUCUUGCAUGUUGCAUCGGUUCUCCGGCGAGCCCUUACUUGGGUUUUCCGGUGAGCCCUUUGCUGCUGCUGUUGUUACUACGGCGGCUUGUGGUUUUCCGGCGAUCCCUUUCUGGGUUGUUGGUUAACUGUAUAUGCUGCUCUGCUACUGCGGGAUGUUUUCCGGCAAGCUCUUUUUGGGUUUCCGGUUAG
Molecule: messenger RNA, 5875 nt
Organism: Erigeron canadensis
Lineage: Eukaryota; Viridiplantae; Streptophyta; Magnoliopsida; Asterales; Asteraceae
Exons: 14
Coding region: 239-5875 (1878 amino acids)
Biological process (GO): protein autophosphorylation
Cellular component (GO): plasma membrane; plasmodesma
Molecular function (GO): ATP binding; transmembrane receptor protein tyrosine kinase activity
Source: RefSeq, a predicted model, not a curated record